AUGAUUGCCCUUCUCGUUGUGUCUUUACUGACAGUGGUGGCAGUGGCCAUCGGACUUCUGGCUCACUUCUUAGUCUCUGGUCAGAAAGUGGAGUAUUAUCACGGCACCUUUAAAAUUUCAGACCUACGAGUCAACAGUAACUCUGGACAAUAUAGCCCAUACCACCUUAAGGACUUAAGGGAGAUGAGCGAAAACUUGGUGGAUGAGAUAUUUAUAGACUCGGCCUUGAACAAGCAUUACAUUAAGAACCAAGUAGUCAGACUGACUCCAGAGGAAGAUGGUGCAAAAGUAGAUGUCAUUAUGGUGUUCCAGUUCCCCUCUGCUGAGCCAAGGGAAGUAAGAAAAAAAAUCCAUCGCAUCUUGAAUGAGAAGAUAAGAAACACCAGAGCCUUGUCAAUAAAUGCCUCAUCAGUUCAAGUUAAUGGUUGUGGUAAAAGAGUUGUUCCAUUAACAGUCAACAGAAUAAUGUCCGGAGACCUUGCAAUCAAGGCUGCCUGGCCGUGGCAAGCUUCCCUUCAGCAUAACAAUAUACAUCAGUGUGGGGCCACCCUGAUUAGUAAUACGUGGCUUGUCACUGCAGCGCACUGCUUUAAGAAGAAAGCAAAUCCAAGUCAAUGGACUGUUAGCUUUGGAACAACAAUCAACCCUCCAUUAAUGAAAAGAAGUAUCAGAAAAAUUAUUGUCCAUGAGAGGUACCACUCCCCAGCAAGAGAGUACGACAUUGCUGUAGUGCAAUUCUCUCCCAGAGUCACUUUUACUGAUGACAUCCGUCGGGUUUGUUUGCCAGAAGCCUCUGCGUCCUUCCAACCAAAUUCAACUGUCUAUAUCACAGGAUUUGGAGCACUCUUCUAUGGUGGGGAAUCCCAAAAUAAUCUUCGAGAAGCCAGACUGAAAAUCAUAAGUGACGAUGUGUGCAAGCAGCCACACGUGUAUGGGAAUGAUAUAAAAUCUGGAAUGAUUUGUGCUGGGUAUCUGGAAGGAACUUAUGAUGCCUGCAGGGGUGAUUCUGGGGGACCUUUAGUUGGAAAGGAUCUUAAAGAUACCUGGUACCUCAUUGGAAUUGUGAGCUGGGGAGAUAACUGUGGUCAAAAGAACAAACCUGGAGUCUACACAAAAGUGACUUAUUACAGAAACUGGAUUGCUUCAAAAACAGGCCUCUAAUUCCCUAUACAAGUUAAACAUGGA
Molecule: messenger RNA, 1185 nt
Organism: Camelus dromedarius (Arabian camel)
Lineage: Eukaryota; Metazoa; Chordata; Mammalia; Artiodactyla; Camelidae
Product: transmembrane serine protease 11A
Exons: 8
Coding region: 1-1161 (386 amino acids)
Biological process (GO): proteolysis
Cellular component (GO): extracellular region; plasma membrane
Molecular function (GO): serine-type endopeptidase activity
Source: RefSeq, a predicted model, not a curated record